Molecule: messenger RNA, 2325 nt
Organism: Hirsutella rhossiliensis
Lineage: Eukaryota; Fungi; Ascomycota; Sordariomycetes; Hypocreales; Ophiocordycipitaceae
Product: up-regulated during septation domain-containing protein
Exons: 5
Coding region: 1-2325 (774 amino acids)
Source: RefSeq, a predicted model, not a curated record
AUGAACGGCUUUCAGGCGGGGAGGGCCCCCUUCGACUACGGGGCCUCCAUCCCGCCGCUCUCCUCCUCGAGUCCUAAUAGCAAACCCAUGGCAAACGGGUACAGACUAGAGGUCCCCAAUGGCCUCGAGAAGGUCCCUCUGCCAUUCGGCUCUACGGGAUCCGGCCACUUGCCGAGAACGGGCCGCGUCGACCUCAGAGAUGCCAUACAGGUUCACUUGCUCACCGAGACGGCCCUCUCCGACAGCAAAAGCUACAGCAUUCUGUCUCAGGAAGAGGUGGACGAACUAAAGAAACUGUCACAGCUCCUCGCUCAACGCGUCGAGUCAACCAAGAAGAAUCUUGCCAUGCAGUCCAAAUAUCGCGACGCCGCCGUGUCCAUGGCCAAGCUUUACGGCCCUGCCCAACCCGACGAUCCCAACGCGAUAGAAGCCGAGCGCGAAAGGGAGGCGUGUGAACGCCAGUGCGAGCAGCUCGCCGCCGAGUUGUUUAAUCUGGAAAAACGACUCAUGGGCCCCCAGCGCCGCCUCCUCGAGCACACUGCCGGCAUCCUCCAGCUCACCCACAAGGCCUCCAAGAAGAAACCCCCUCCGCCUAUUGGCCAGCUCAUCAACGGCAUGCCCGGCAGCCCGGAGAGCCUGCAUACGUACUCUCUCAGCGGAAGCAGUCUUGACCAAGCAGCCGACGACAACUACCUCGACGACCCCAGUAUUUACCAGCUGGAUUAUCCAGGCGGUCCUCAAGUGAGCAGGCAACCCAAGAAGAACGCCAUCGAGAUUCCCAUGAAGUCGCCCAUCCGCGAGCAGCACCAGCUUCGCGGCGAGAUGGACCGUAUGCGAGAGGAGAACAUGCAGCUGCGCGGCCAAACAGACGUCGUCAUCAAGCAGCUCCAACACCUCAAUUCAUCCCUCCGCGAGACCAUAAUAAGAUUCAACCCCGAGAUAAACGGCGAUUAUCAGGAGCCUCAACGAGUCGCUCAUCUUCAGAGACCUACCGAAUCCGACGUUCAAGGACAGAUCAACUACCUCGAGGCCUCGCUACGUGUGGCCGACUCCAAACUGGGCCAGGCAAUGUCGGGGGGGCUAGACGCCGAAACCGGGCCUGUGCUGGAACGUCUUUGGGACAGCAUCCAAAGCGGAUUUGCCGAGACGAGGAAGCGCAAGGAAGAGCGCCGGAAAGCCCGGGCGGACAAGAGCCUUCCUGAUGAGGAUGACGUGUCCGAGGAUGAGGGGGUUUCGUGGCUGCACGCGCAGGCAUCUACCUUGAGGGACCAGAAAUAUGUGCUCCAGAGACAAGUCAAACAGCAACGCGAGCUGAACAACAAAUCGGACACCGAAAAGGACGAGGCGCUUGGCAGAAGGCAGGAAGAGUUGGAGCAGAGCCGCCAGCUUCUCCUCAACGCCGAGAAGGACGCCACAGAAGCCCAGACGAUGCUGUCCAAGGCCCUGGACGACCUCGAGACGGCCAGAAACUCAGCCGGGGCCGCGGAGGCUGCCACGGCCGACAUCACGGAGCGCGAUGCCAAGAUCAACGCCCUCGAGGCACAGUUGAAGGAAGCAGAAAAGAACCUGGCGACAGCCGAGUCGGAGGGCAACGGUGCAGUACAAAAGUUGGCGAACGUGGACCUGCAAAUCGCUUCCCUGACGCAAGAGAAGGCGGCUGCAGAGGAGAAGGUGCAGGGUCUGGAAAAAGAGCUGGGGGAGAAGGCGGCGAAGCUGUCAGAGAAUGAGAAGGUGUUCAAGAUGAAGGAAAACGAGAUGGAGCUACUCAACAUGACCCUGGCCGAGCUUAAGACCGAAGUCACGAUUGCCCGAGCGGAGCUGGACGGCGCAUAUGGAUCCCGUGCAGAACGGGCGGCAGACGUGGCGGCCCUCAAGAACAACUCGGAAGUUGUCAAACUCCAGAACCAGGUGACGAGGCUCAAGCAGGAACUCGGCGAGACGGUACAGGAAUUGGAGGGCAUCACCAAGGAGACAAUAGGAGCGGAACGCGAAAAGGUGGAGCUCGAAGUCAAGCUCGACGAGGCCAUGUCAGCCAAGGAGGCGGUCGAAGCCGAGAUGCAACGAUCCAGAGAGCAGAUGUCGAAGCUACAGGAAGAGCUGGAUGGCGAGCGCUUGAAGGCCGCGUCUGGCCAGGGAACCGGAGGCAGGCCGGGAGCCGGCGCAUCGAUGCUGAGUGAGCAAUUCAGGGCGACGAUGAGGGAGGAGCGGAAGAGGUUCCAGGAAGACCUCAAGGAGGAGCGUUCCAAGUGCCGCAAACUGGAAGAGGAGCUCAACCGGCUGAAGCGAAGUCAGGGGCCCGGCAAGGGCCCGUUGAGUCCCCGGUAG